AUGGAGAAGCCGCUCUUUACUACGUCUAUGCUCACGGCUUUACCUGAUAUCAAUGGCCGCAAUGCCUACCUGGCAUUCGACAAGACAGUUGUGUUACGACAAGUGUUGCGUCAGCAGGACUGGGAGCUGCUCUGCACCCGCGUCCAGGCCAAUCUGACCUUAGCCGAGGUUACGUGCUUUGACGGGGCAGUACGCAUCUACACAACGAAUGCCCAGGUUCGGGCAACAAAUUUACCCAUUUGCAUUGGGGCAAGAGUUAUGUUGACUGAGAACGUCUGGACUGAUGUUAGCCUUGUUAAUGGUGCACUGGGGACCAUAUAUGACUUUGCCUAUGAGGAUCACGUACAGGAUCCUCAAGCUCAUCAUCCCUUUGUCAUUAUGCCUAUCUUUCGCUCCUGGCGGGACUUCAUCAAGGGUAGUAUGCCCUGCUCUCGCACUCAGUUUCCCUUGACAAUUGCAUAUAGCAUCACUGUGCACAAGGCACAGGGUGCUACGCUUGAAUGGGUUGUUGCCGAUAUAUCCCAUCGCGAUUUCCAGUCUGGCCUCACCUACGUCGCCGUCUCGCGCGCCAAGACGUUGAAUGGCAUCAUGUUUGAUGCGUCCUUUGAUCUCAAUGAUAUCCGGCGUCGCACGGAUGGCUCUAUGGCUGCUCGGGCUGCUGACGCUGCCCGGCGUGCUGGCCAGGUUGUGACUGCCCAGGAAGCAUUGAAUUGA
This is a messenger RNA of Hirsutella rhossiliensis, 714 nucleotides long. RefSeq lists its product as uncharacterized. Lineage: Eukaryota; Fungi; Ascomycota; Sordariomycetes; Hypocreales; Ophiocordycipitaceae. The record is from RefSeq and is a predicted model, not a curated record. Bases 1 to 714 code for a protein of 237 amino acids. The transcript has 5 exons.